Solanum dulcamara is the source of this 3881-nucleotide messenger RNA. Its product is annotated as AP-2 complex subunit alpha-1-like. Gene Ontology annotation, biological process: clathrin-dependent endocytosis; intracellular protein transport. NCBI's taxonomy places the organism in Eukaryota, Viridiplantae, Streptophyta, Magnoliopsida, Solanales, Solanaceae. The coding region runs from base 324 to 3386 and encodes 1020 amino acids. The transcript is spliced from 27 exons. The record is from RefSeq and is a predicted model, not a curated record. Gene Ontology annotation, molecular function: clathrin-cargo adaptor activity. Gene Ontology annotation, cellular component: membrane coat; AP-2 adaptor complex.
AUUGCCAGAAAUGAAAAUGAAAAUUAUGCCUUUCUGUUUCGUCAAAUUAAACUAAACUAAAAGUCGUCUUCCUCCACUGCCCUGACGGCUUUUCUAAAUUUCUCAGUCCACCUCCUGCCCUCAACCCACCCCCACCCCCACCCCCACCCCCUUCUGUACAACAUAUACAUACAUAGAUACAAUAUCUAUGUAUGUAUAGGCGAAACAGGAAUUUUCUGUACUUGAAUUUAGGUGAAUUGUGAGGGUCGAUCUUAUAGGAGAAGAUCUCGGUGCUAAUAUCUGAAGGAUCUACAAAAAGCCUCUCGGGUUGGAUCUGAACGGAAAUGGCGUUAUCCGGCAUGAGAGGUUUGUCAGUUUUCAUCAGCGACAUUCGUAAUUGCCAGAACAAAGAACAGGAACGUCUUCGUGUAGAUAAAGAGCUUGGCAAUGUUCGUACUCGCUUCAAAAACGAAAAGGGGUUGACACCUUAUGAGAAGAAGAAAUAUGUCUGGAAAAUGCUUUACAUUUAUAUGCUUGGUUAUGAUGUGGAUUUUGGUCACAUGGAAGCUGUAUCUCUGAUAUCCGCUCCAAAAUAUCCCGAGAAGCAGGUUGGGUACAUAGUGACAUCAUGUUUGCUCAAUGAGAACCACGAUUUUUUGAGAUUAGCAAUUAAUACAGUACGCAAUGACAUAAUAGGUCGCAACGAAACUUUCCAGUGUCUUGCAUUGACUUUGGUUGGAAAUAUUGGGGGAAGGGAAUUUGCUGAAUCUCUGGCACCUGAUGUUCAGAAGUUACUCAUAUCAAGUAGUUGUAGGCCACUUGUGAGGAAGAAGGCUGCCCUAUGUCUCCUGCGUCUCUUUAGGAAAAAUCCUGAUGUUGUGAAUGUUGAUGGCUGGUCAGAUAGGAUGGCACAGCUACUAGAUGAACGGGAUUUUGGUGUCUUGACAUCUUCCAUGAGCCUUCUAGUUGCAUUAGUGGCUAGUAACCAUGAAGCAUAUUGGAGUUGUCUUCCAAAAUGUGUUAAAGUGUUGGAAAGGCUUGCCAGAAACCAAGAUAUUCCACAAGAAUACACUUACUAUGGGAUACCGUCUCCCUGGCUUCAGGUGAAGACUAUGAGGGCUCUUCAAUAUUUCCCGAUUAUUGAAGAUCCAAGCACUAGAAGAUCAUUGUUUGAGGUUUUACAACGGAUAUUGAUGGGAACUGAUGUGGUGAAAAAUGUGAACAAAAAUAAUGCGUCACAUGCAGUCCUAUUUGAAGCCCUUGCUCUUGUCAUGCAUCUUGAUGCCGAAAAGGAAAUGAUGUCUCAGUGUGUUGCUUUGCUUGGGAAAUUCAUUGCUGUCCGCGAGCCAAAUAUUCGUUAUCUUGGCUUGGAGAAUAUGACUCGGAUGUUGAUGGUUACAGAUGUACAGGACAUUAUAAAACGACAUCAAGCUCAAAUUAUUACCUCACUGAAAGACCCUGAUAUCAGCAUUAGGAGACGUGCCCUUGAUUUACUUUAUGGCAUGUGUGAUGUUUCGAAUGCAAAGGACAUAGUAGAAGAAUUAUUACAGUAUCUCAGUACAGCAGAGUUCGUGAUGCGUGAAGAACUGUCACUUAAAAUAGCAAUUCUUGCAGAGAAGUUUGCUCCUGAUCUGUCAUGGUAUGUCGAUGUCAUCCUUCAAUUGAUUGACAAGGCCGGCGAUUUUGUCAGUGAUGACAUUUGGUUCCGUGUUGUGCAGUUUGUUACAAACAAUGAAGAUCUUCAGCCUUAUGCAGCUUUGAAAGCCAGAGAAUAUCUUGAUAAGCCUGCCAUUCAUGAAACAAUGGUCAAGGUAAGUGCAUAUAUCCUUGGAGAAUACAGCCAUCUUCUUGCCAGAAGGCCAGGAUGUAGUCCGAAGGAAAUCUUCAGUCUCAUUCAUGAGAAGCUUCCCACUGUUUCGACUUCAACAAUUCCUAUUCUUCUUUCGACAUAUGCAAAAAUUUUGAUGCACACACAACCACCAGAUCCGGAGCUGCAGAAUCAGAUAUUGGCAAUAUUCAGCAAAUAUGAGAGUUGCAUCGAUGCUGAAAUACAGCAACGAGCUGUGGAAUAUUUAGAGUUGAGUAAGAAAGGUGCAGCUUUAAUGGAUGUCUUAGCUGAAAUGCCUAAGUUCCCUGAGCGACAGUCCUCAUUAAUUAAAAAAGCUGAAGAUACCGAGGCCGAUACUGCUGAGCAAAGCGCAAUCAAGUUGCGUACACAACAGCAGACCUCUAGUGCUCUAGCAGUAACAGAUCAACCCUCUGCUAAUGGUACUCCACCAGUCAGUCACCUUGGUUUAGUGAAGGUUCCAAGCAUGACCAACGUGGAUCGUAACUUAGCAGAUCAAGGGGAGACUGAGCCAAAUGGAACUUUGACUGUUGUGGAUCCUCAACCUCCUUCAGCACCUUCACCUGAUGUCCUGGGAGAUCUUUUAGGUCCAUUGGCUAUUGAAGGCCCUCAACCUGCUGCCACCCAAACUGCCCAUAAUUUGGGUUCCGGUGUCGGCAUUGCUCCAUAUGCAGAGGAUGCGCUAGCACUUGCACCUGUUGAAGAACAGACUGCAACUGUUCAGCCAAUUGGAAAUAUUGCAGAAAGGUUUCAUGCCUUGGUCCUCAAAGACAGUGGUAUACUGUAUGAGGAUCCUUAUAUUCAGAUUGGCACAAAAGCAGAGUGGCGAGCACAUCAUGGACGACUUGUCCUCUUCUUGGGAAAUAAGAAUACGGCUCCACUUGUUUCGGUUCAGGCUCUGAUAUUGCCCCCAUCUCAUCUGAGAAUAGAACUGUCAUUAGUACCUGAGACAAUUCCUCCUCGUGCACAGGUUCAAUGUCCUCUUGAAGUAGUCAACCUCCGUCCAAGUAGGGAUGUGGCGGUUCUUGACUUCUCAUAUAAUUUUGGGGCGCAGUUGGUCAAUGUUAAACUUCGACUUCCUGCCAUCUUGAAUAAGUUUCUUCAGCCUAUAACAGUAUCUGCCGAAGAGUUUUUCCCACAGUGGAGAUCACUAUCUGGUCCACCACUGAAGCUCCAAGAAGUGGUUAGGGGUGUAAGACCAAUGUCGCUUCCGGAAAUGACAGACUUGUUCAACAGUUUGCGCUUGAUGGUUUGUCCAGGGCUUGAUCCAAAUGCAAAUAAUUUGGUUGCUAGCACAACUUUCUACUCUGACAGUACACGAGCCAUGUUGUGUUUGGUAAGAAUAGAAACUGAUCCAGCUGAUAGAACUCAACUGCGUAUGACGGUUGCUUCUGGAGAUCCUACUCUGACAUUGGAGUUGAAGGAGUUCAUCAAGGAACAAUUGAUUAUUAUCCCUACAGCUCCCACGGCUGCUGCACCACCAGUUCCUCCCCAACCUCAGCCAACCUCUCCGCCUCCGCCAGUAUCAGACCCCGGGGCACUGCUUGCUGGUUUGCUUUAAGUGGUUUUCAAUUUGUGGUGGGCUUUGUCCACAAACGACGGCUGUAAAAUUUGUUUAUAUUGCACACCCACACGUCCCAAAGGCUAGAACGACACUGAGAAACGGGAUGCCAGGGCUGGCGGAAGAGAGGGUGAGACUUCUGAUCGGCAUAGCAUAUCAUUGGAUUUCUGGGACGUUAAGUCGGAGUUUUGAGAUUCUUUUGCACAUAUAUCUUGUGCUUUUGUGAGGUCUGUAGUCUUUAGAUGUGAGGGUCUAUUAAUUCUUUUCUUCUCCUUUAAAUUUUAUAUUUGCCUUUAGUCAGGUUUUACACAAUCGAUUCACUCGGUGUUUAUAAGUUCCACAUUGGUUUGUCUCUAUGUUUUUUAGUUUCGUACGAUUAUAAUUAGGAAAAAGAAAUAGAGCGUUGAUUGAAUUUCUUGCCCGUUGUUGUCUUGAAGAUGUGUUGAAGGUGUUUUACAUUAACACUCAAUAAUCUAAAUGAAGCUUAUCCUGAAA